AGCAAAAGGGGGAAGGAGUGAAAUCACUUAACCUCUGACCAAGUUUCAAGGCAAGGGAGGGUUAUAAAAGGAAGAGCCGGCCUCCGAAGGAGCUGCCUUCUCUUCUCAUCUCUCCGAAGAACGCAUCGCCAUUAUGAGCUUCAACGGAAAGUUCGAGCUCCAAACCCAUGAGAAUUUUGAGCCCUUCAUGAAAGCCAUUGGUAAGCUGGUCAAAUGAGGUGGUUAAAUUGUGCUCCCUGCCUUGCCAUGGUCUUCAUUUUUGUCUUUUAAAAAGGGAUUUGAAAUCCAACAGUAAGCAGUAAAGAAUUAAAAAAUAAUUAUGGCGCUUUUGUCUCAAAUGUAAUUUGUGUAGAUGGGAUUUUUAUGAUCACAUGUUGUCCUUUUUAUGUUCCUUACUUUCCUGCUGGUAUUAAAAUGAACGAAUAUGUCUUUUGGUCUCAUACAAAGCAUAGUGACAAUAACCUGCCUUAAAAUUUGUGGCAAUCUUCAUGUCACAAGAGCAGAAUUAACCUGAUGUACUAUCCAAUUCUAAGCCGUGAAGAGGUUGUGUCUGAUAGAGUGUAGUAGCUAAGCGUAUUUUCAAAAAGGAGGGUUGUAACAGGUCUCACCUCAGUCAGAUUUCUAACGUGAAUAUAAAAUCUACAUUCUCCCAGACUGUUCACUUUGCAUUACAAAAAUGUAUCUCCAUAGCUUUUUCUUUCAUUUGAACAACUACCUGAAAGACUCUCAAACAAUGUAAUCCUAUCUGUGUGACUUAGAAGUGAGUGGUAUUGUGAUUCAAAGUACCUAAGUGGGCAUAGGAUUGCAACCUUCAUGUGGAAAUGUUCUGAGAGUUUGAGAGCUGUGAAGUCCCCAUCCCCAUUUCUAUUAUUAUUAUUUUAUUAUUAUUUAUUUUAUAUACUGUCUUUAUCAAAAGAUCUCAGGGCCGUAGGGUUAUUUAAUGAUCUACAGUGGUACCUCGGGUUAAGUACUUAAUUAGUUUUGGAGGUCUGUUCUUAACCUGAAACUGUUCUUAACCUGAAGCACCACUUUAGCUAAUGGGGCCUCCUGCUGCUGCCACGCCGCCGCCGCACGAUUUCUGUUCUCAUCCUGAAGCAAAGUUCUUAACCUGAAGCACUAUUUCUGGGUUAGCGGAGUCUGUAACCUGAAGCGUCUGUAACCUGAGGUACCCCUGUAUUACGUCAUUGCAUAUGACUGUUGGUUUCCUUCUGCCCAGGCCUUUCCGAUGAGAUGAUUGAAAAGGGCAAGGACCUCAAGAGCAUCUCUGAAAUUGUUCAGAAUGGCAAGAAGUUCAAGGUCACCGUGACAACCGGAAGCAAGGUGUUGACUAACGAGUUUACAAUCGGAGAGGAGGCUGAGCUGCAGACGCCAACAGGAGAGAGGGUCAAGGUAGAGUCUUCUCCAUCUAUAUAUGGCAGGGAACCUAUGGCCCUCCAGAUCUUGCUGAAUGACAGGUCCCAUUGGCCAGGCUUGCAGUGGCUGAUGGGAGUUGUAGUUCAUCAGUGUCUGGGGGAUCAAAGGUUCCCUACACCUGAUACAGGGCUGGCUUCCUUUGAACAGGAAGCUAGUUUCUAAUGAGAACAAUCAGAUCCCGCCUACAAACGUACGCAAACUCUAUCUUCCCCAUAUACUAUGGCUACCAGAUUUUUUUCAAUGAAUCCGGGGACACUUUUGAAGCUGAGGAGCAACAGGGAGUCAGUACAGUGGUACCUCGGGUUAAGUACUUAAUUCGUUCUGGAGGUCCGUACUUAACCUGAAACUGUUCUUAACCUGAAGCACCACUUUAACUAAUGGGGCCUCCUGCUGCAGCUGCGCCACCAGAGCAUGAUUUCUGUUCUCAUCCUGAAGCAAAGUUCUUAACCCGAGGUACUAUUUCUGGGUUAGCGGAGUCUGUAACCUGAAGCGUAUGUAACCCGAGGUACCACUGUAGUGGUGAUAGUGAGGCAAAAGACCCUGGGCCCAAGCACACAUGCAUAUUGUAUAAAGGUGCAAAGCCCUUCUUUCGCACCCUGUGAAACAUAAAUGUACAGAGUUUUUAAGAAACUGGGCAAGGGCUGGCCGCCCGCCACUCCUGAGCCUCCCCCGAUCAGUCAAAACAAAGGGGGAAGGGGGCAGGAGAUCACACAAGACACAUCAUAUGCACACAAGACACAUCAUAUGGGGACUUCCGGUGAGGAAAAAUGGCGGGCGCCACGGCAGCGAGCAGCUCCUGAAGCCAGCCAGAGACAACUGCGCUACCAGGCUGGCUCCGGGCUGCUGAGGCUGCCACCGCCAUGUUUCCCAGGGACAAAUGUGCAAAUCUGGGGACAUUCCGGGGACGGAAUUUGUUCGGGGACAGAUUUGCAAAUCCGGGGACUGUCCCCAGGAACUGGGGACGUCUGGUAACCAUAUCAUAUACAGCAGCCUCAAAAGAAAUAUUAUGAAGCAGGCAAAAGCAUUUUUUUCCCAGGGAAUGUAUGUGGGAAGACCACAUUCUUUGAUCAUAUACAUGCAUAUUUCUCACUUAAUGAAAACAGAGAGGUGUAACAUAUUUCACAGAGCCAUACUGACACAUUGCCAUAGAUCAGUGUUUCCCAAACUUGGGUCUCCAGCUGUUUCCCCCCCCCCAAAAAAAAUUUUUUUUAAUUAAAUUUUUCACAAUUAUAACAAAUACAACAUAACAAAAAAGAAAAACAGAAACAGAAAAACAUAUCAAAGAGAAAACAAUACAAUACAAUACUAAAAAAAGAACCAAAACCACAACAAUAAAAAAGUAAUCUUAAUCCCAUAUCCCUUGAAAACCCAAUUUUGUUUACACUGUUAAUUGACUUCCUCAAAUCCCUCCCUUCUGAGUUUCCUUGUAUCUGCAUGUAGCAGCUUUCCAAUAUCAUUCUUAAACAAAAAUAUUUCCAACUAUUAUCUAUCUUAUUCACUUUUCUUACUGUUCUAAAUCCCAUUUAUUUAAUUAAAUCCUAAUUUCAUCCUAGGCCUGUUUGGUACUUUCAAGUGACUCCUAAUUAUUUAUAUUUCCAGCUGUUUUUGGACUGUAACUCCCAUCAUCCCUGGCUGGUCAGGGAUAAUGGGAAUCGUAAUCCAAAAGCAGCUGGAGACCCAAGUUUGGGGGAAACUGCCAUAGAUCAUAAUAAAAAGGCAAGCUCACUGGGCACCUCUCAAAUGUGUGGAGGAAAACUUGGGCUUAUGAACAUGUUGACAAGGUACAUGAAAAAGUCAGCGCUUGAACUGGAACCCAAUCGUGGCUGCUUUUCUUCUCCCACAGGCCGUUGUUGAAAUGGAAGGAGACAACAAGAUGGUUGUGAACCUGAAGAGCAUCAAGUCUGUCACUGAAAUAAACGGGGACACCAUCACUAAUGUAAGUCCACCUAGAAUGGGGAUGUCAAACUUGAGGCCUCCAUUGCAGCCUGGACCACCACUGCAAUAUUUUAGCCUAACUGCUCCAUUUUCAGAGGGCCUUGGAAGUUAAGGCCUCUAGAACAGGAGGAGACAAUUUAGUGUCCUCCAAAUGUUGUUGAACAACUCCCAUCAGUCCCAGCUGUCAUGGACUGGGAGAGGAACCAGCUGGAGAACCACCAAAAGAAGACGACUCAAAGCCCAGGGAGUGGUGGUGGGACAAUGAUGAGUAGUCAGAGGGAGAAGACUGGAAGAGGAGGUGGCAGAAGCUGAAAAGGUUACAGGGCUUAGAAAGGUGGGAGAGACAGUGGCCGUGCUGGGCCUGGGGGUUAACCCGAGCAACGCGGUCCAGGUCCGGUCCCAAAUCCAAGGGUUCCGUGAGGAGUGAGUCUGACAGGGCCAAGGCAGGAAACCAGGCAAGGUCAGGCACAGGGUCUCAGGCAGGUGCUGGCAAACAGCAAAGUUGCUCCCACAACCUGGGGUCCGACAGACUUUUCUCUUUGAUGGGGUAACGGCCAGUCCUGAUCCCCUGGUGACUCACCUCCCUGUCUUGCCCAAAGAUGAGCACUCCUCCUGCAAGUACUCAGGUCUCUCCUUCUCUCAGACCUUACUCUCUGCAGCUCGGGAGACGUUGGUGGGUUACUAGACCCAGAGGCCACCUCAGUUUCUCCUGACCCAACUGGUAGUGGAGCAGCUGUAAGUGAUGGCCCAGCUAAAGGCAAUGAGGUAAUCCUCACAUCUGGAGCCAGGGCAGGCUCAGGCCCCUGACUCGGCCCAGCUGAUGCUUGUUGCAGGGGGACCUGUGCAGACUGGGGCUCUUCAGAAUCAGGCCCCAGACUAGGUUCAGAUGCCACCUGAGGCAAAGGAUCCGGUGCGGACUGAGACUUCUCUGGCUCCAAGUCCGAGCCCGAGUCCCAGGCCAUCACAGUGGCACAGGUAAGUCCAGAACCAGAGGCAGAAACCGAAGAAGGCAAGGAGAGAGGAAGGAGGCCAAGAUGCAGAGAUGAGUUAGGCCAGUGAAGAGUCACGGGUGUCUCCCCCUCCUGCUGUGACAAGCUCCCCUCCCCCUUGUCUCCCAGAACCAGAAGAGGCAUGAAAAGGGCAGAGAAGUGGUUGGCUGAACGCAGAUGCAGUCUCUGAUAGCUUGGGGAAAACCCUGGAGAGGAGGGGACUUAAGACAGCUGUGGGAAAAUGGGGACUUUCAGUCUCAACAACUGCUUCAUGAGGGCAAGACCUGCCAGAGAAGAUUUACUGUGCUCUUUGGGCCUGACCCUCAGCCAAGUUUGCAGUGCAGAAAUUGUGUUUUGGCUAAUAACUCCAACUCUGAAUGUUGUGAUUACUGAAGGCUCACUCUUUGACGCCAGCCAACAUAGCUAAUGGUCAAGGCUGGUGGGAGUUGUAGUUCCACAAUAUCUGGGGUUCACCACAUAGGCUACCCUGCACCACAGUAUCUAGCAUGUUCCUCAUAUCCAUACUUUUUUCAGUUUCAAUGCAUUGGGUGGUUUGGUUUCAAAUUCAGGUAGAAUGUAAAUAUUUUAAUGUAUGGCAGGGGGCCACAGCCUUUGGGUCAUUUGCUAAGUGGAGAAUUAUAAUAAUUUAUUAUUUAUAUCCUGCCCAUCUGGCUGGGUUUCCCCAGCCACUCUGGGCAGCUUCCAAAAGAAUAUUAAAAUACAAUAGUCUAUUAAACAUUAAAAGCUUCCCUAAACAGGGCUGCCUUCAGAUGUCUUCUAAAAGUCUGGUAGUUAUUUUUCUCUUUGACAUCUAGUGGGAGGGCGUUCCACAGGGCAGGUGCCACUACCGAGAAGGACCUCUGCCUGGUUCCCUGUAACUUGGCUUCUUGCAGUGAGGGAACUGCCAAAAGGCCCUCAGCGCUGGACCUCAGUGUCUGGGCAGAACAAUGGGGGUGGAGACGCUCCUUCAGGUAGACUGGACCAAGAUCAUUUAGGGCUUUAAAGGUCAUCCUGUUUCAAGUUGUACACUCCUGGUGCAGAUGUUUAAGAGAACAGCAUCCCAUCCCAUGAACAAAUCAAGUAUUAGUCAUUCUUGGGAAGGCUAACUUGAAGUUUGAGGUCAUCCUGAAAAACAUUUCUCAUGGUAUUAAUGUAUAUACUUUGAGUAGGAGGCAAAAUCCCCUUAUUGGUUUUUUAUGCCUAUAUUGAUUACAUUUUUAUUUAUUAGGGGAUUUUCAAAAAAGCACUGUCAAUGAUUCUAGAGUGGUUUACAAAAUCUGGGUCAGAUAACAGGGUGUCAGGCAUUGGUUGCAGACAAUAUAUCAGUGAUUGUUACCUUAUUAUAAUUAUUGGUGAUACCGAAUAGAAAUGGGAGUAAUAUUUUGGGGGACCCAUAUAUACCAAAUGUGCAGUAGGCUCAAGACUCUGGGUUCAAGAUUUGCUUGCAUCAUGUAUGCUGGGCACAGGAUCAGUAGCUAUUGGGGAACCAGGGUGCAAGGAAAUUCAAUUCAGUUUGCAUGUCUAGGCAAAACGACCUACCGUAUUUUUUGCUCAAUAAGACGCAACAGACCACAAGACGUGCCUAGUUUUUGGAGGAGGAAAACAAGAAAAAAAAAAUUCCGAAUCUCAGAAGCCAGAACAGCAAGAGGGAUUGCUGUGCAGUGAAAGCAGCAAUCCCUCUUGCUGUUCUGGCUUCUGGGAUAGCUGCGCAGCCUGCAUUCGCUCCAUAAGAUGCACAGACAUUUCCCCUUACUUUUUAGCAGGGGAAAAGUGAGUCUUAUAGAGCAAAAAAUACGGUAAUUCAAGCCUUCCAUAAACAAUCCAUGUACCAGAACACAGUCAUCCUUUGAAAUUCACGCUCCUCUAAGUUUAGCAAUGCAGAUGUGCAGCCAGGUAAUAACUGCAAACAUGGAUAUGCUGCCCUGAUCUCUUUUGGGAGAAAGUAUCAAUGAAAAAAAAUAUUUUUUUUAAAAAAGAAAUUAAAUAUAAAGUGUGGAUGAUUAAAGCUCUUGGUUUUUUUCUUCCCUUUCUAGACGCUGAGCAUGGGUGACAUUCAAUACAAGAGGAUCAGCAAAAGAAUCUAGAUAACUCAGGCAUUUCUGUACUUUUACUGUGUAAAAGUAGUACAAUAAAGUGAAAUGUAUGCAAA
Podarcis lilfordi (Lilford's wall lizard) is the source of this 6486-nucleotide messenger RNA. NCBI's taxonomy places the organism in Eukaryota, Metazoa, Chordata, Lepidosauria, Squamata, Lacertidae. The record is from the annotation of a GenBank genome assembly.